Aspergillus melleus is the source of this 2277-nucleotide messenger RNA. Its product is annotated as WD40 repeat domain-containing protein. Bases 1 to 2277 code for a protein of 758 amino acids. The transcript has 3 exons. Gene Ontology annotation, molecular function: protein binding. NCBI's taxonomy places the organism in Eukaryota, Fungi, Ascomycota, Eurotiomycetes, Eurotiales, Aspergillaceae. The record is from RefSeq and is a predicted model, not a curated record.
AUGGACAAGACAUAUCUGCCAAUUCUGACGCGACUCCUCGAUGACCAAGAGAGUGAUGAGAGGGAAAAACAGCAACUUCUACAAGAGUUUCAGGACAUUGUGGGGGUUAUCAUCCUUCUUGCUGUUCCGCUUUCUACAAGCACACUAUCUCGACUUCUUGAGAUAGAAGUGGACCAGAUCAGCAAUCGAUUGGAUUCCUUUCGGUCGGUUCUUAACAUCCCGAACGACAAAAACCAGCCUGUCAGAAUUCUGCAUAUCUCAUUUCCGGAUUUUCUGAUCCAGACUACAACCAAGUUUCGUGUGAAUGCGCCAACGAAGCACAAAGACGUUACAAAAUUCUGCCUGAGGACUAUGCGGCGUCUUCUACAGAGAGAUAUCUGUAAUCUAGUAGACCCUGGAGCGCGUAGGGCAGAGAUCGACCCUCAGGAUAUCCGCCAGUAUCUAACGUCGGAGUUGCAAUACUCCUGUCGCUUCUGGGUGCAUCAUCUCAAAAAUAGCCACCCUUUAUCUUCGAACAUAGAAGACGUGCGGUUGUUCCUCCAGAAACAUUUUCUUCAUUGGAUGGAGGCGAUGAGCCUGCUGGGUCUUAUAUCAGAGGUGAUGGAUAUGCUCGACAUUCUCCGAAUGAUGGUGCCAGAUCAUAAUGACAACACGAGUCUGGCCGCCUUUCUACAUGAUGCAAAGCGGUUUGUUCUGAAAAAUCGACAGAUAGCCGAUGAAGUGCCUCUUCAAAUUUAUUAUGCAGGAUUGGUAUUUGCACCUCGAACGGCUAUAAUUCGCGAGCAGUUCCAAUCAGAGCUUUUUGAUUGGGUCUGCCGCUUCCCAGAAGCUCCGGAAACCUGGAGUGCAGAAUUGCAAACACUUGAGGGCCAUACAGGUUUCGUUUGGUCCGUGGCCUUCUCACCCAAUGGCCGGCUGCUGGCGUCCGGCUCAUUCGAUAAGACCAUACGGCUCUGGGACCCAGCCUCGGGCGCCCUGCAGCAGACACUCGAGGGCCAUACAGGUUGGGUUCAGUCCGUGGCCUUCUCACCCGAUGGCCGGCUGCUGGCGUCCGGCUCAGAAGAUACGACCAUACGGCUCUGGGACCCAGCCACGGGCGCCCUGCAGCAGAUACUCGAGGGCCAUAGAAGUCCUGUUGAUUCCGUGGCCUUCUCGCCCGAUGGCCGGCUGCUAGCGUCCGGCUCAUUCGAUGAGACAAUACGGUUCUGGGACCCAGCCACGGGCGCCCUGCAGCAGACACUCGCACCCGAGGACCAUACAGGUUGGGUUCGGUCCGUGGCCUUCUCACCCGAUGGCUGGCUGCUGGCGUCCGGCUCAUUCGAUGAGAUAAUACGGCUCUGGGACCCGGCCACGGGCGCCCUGCAGCAGACAAUCAAGGGCUAUAUAGGCCCGGUUCACUUCUCACCCGAUGGCCGGCUGCUGGCGUCCGGCUCAGACGAUAAGACAAUAGGGCUCUGUGACCCGGCCACGGGCGCUCUGCAGCAGACACUCAAGGGCCAUACAGGUCUGGUUCAGUCCGUGGCCUUCUCACCCAAUGGCCGGCUGCUGGCGUCCGGCUCAAAAGAUAAGGCAAUACGGCUCUGGGACCCAGCCACGGGCGCUCUGCAGCAGACACUCGAGGGCCAUAUAGGUCCGGUUCAGUCCGUGGCCUUCUCGCCCGAUGGCCGGCUGCUAGCGUCCGGCUCAUUCGAUAAGACAAUACGGUUCUGGGACCCAGCCACGGUCGCCCUGCAGCAGACACCCGCACCCGAGGGCCAUAUAGGUCCGGUUCAGUCCGUGGCCUUCUCGCCCGAUGGCCGGCUGCUGGCGUCCGGCUCAGACGAUAAGACAAUACAGCUCUGGGACCCAGCCACGGGCGCUCUGCAGCAGACACUCGAGGGCCAUACAGGUCCGGUUCAGUCCGUGGCCUUCUCACCCAAUGGCCGGCUGCUGGCGUCCGGCUCAAUCGAUGAGACAAUACGGCUCUGGGACCCAGCCACGGGCGCUCUGCAGCAGACACUCGAGGGCCAUACAGGUUUCGUUUGGUCCGUGGCCUUCUCACCCAAUGGCCGGCUGCUGGCGUCCGGCUCAUUCGAUAAGACAAUACGGCUCUGGGAUCCGGCCACGGGCGCCCUGCAGCAGACACUCGCACUUAAGAGCCAUAGAGGUUGGGUUCAGUCCGUGGCAUUCUCACCCAAUGGCCGGCUGCUGGCGUCCGGCUCAUUCGAUAAGACAAUACGGCUCUGGGACCCGGCCACGGGCGCUCUGGAGGAAAUACUGUGGCAACCCUAUCCCUAG